UGUUUUGGCCCCACCUUGGGCAGGAUGGUGAAUUUGGAACUCAUGCACACAGAUAUCAAGAUGAGUGGGGAUGUAGCAGAUUCCACAGAUGUUCGUAGUGCUCUCAGCCAAGUGGAGACAGGGUCAGAGUACUAUGAGUUGAGACCUUAGUGGGGAACCUGGCUCCUCUGGCCCCAUACGUUGCUGCUGUGGCCUGACUCGCUGACCUCUUUUCCUGGGACCUGGCAUGAUUGCCCAGGAUGUUUCUUCAAGUUAGCUGCUGACCACGGGAAAGCAUCCUGGGCAGUUGUAGUGAUGACCGCAGCAUCAGUGGAUAUCUGGCAAGAGAUAAGGGGGCAAUGCAGGGGAGCCCUGAGAGGCCCAUCUGUAGCUCAGACUGAGAAGAAAUGAGGAUUGUAUUUCCAAAAAAAAAUUGAAGAUCUUGGAAAUGAUCGAAACAGCCUAGAUUUCAACAGGCAGAUUAAAACAGAGGAUGUCAAUGACUCCCUGCAGCAGACCCUCUUGCAUAGGCCAUGCCACCUGAGUCAAGGACCUGCCAUGAUGUCCGGAAACCAGAUGUCUGGGGAUGUGACUCCCCUCCACCCUCUCCAGCAGCUUGUGCUGGUUCCUGGCCACCUACAGUCUGUAUCCCAGUUUCUGCUGUCUCAGACCCAGACUGGGCAGCAAGGUCUGCCACCAAAUCUUCUCCCCUUUCCACAGCAACACAGCUCUCUCCUCCUCCCACAGGCUGGACCUGGCCUAAUGUCGCAGACAACUGGACGCCCUGGGCUGCCAGGAUCCUCUUUAGAACCCCACCUGGAAGUGUCCCAGCAUCUCCCAUUGCCUAAGCAUCUGCCCAGCACUGGAGGGGCUGAUGAGCCCAGUGACCUGGAGGAGCUGGAGAAGUUUGCCAAGACCUUCAAGCAGAGGCGCAUUAAGCUGGGCUUCACACAGGGAGAUGUGGGGCUGGCGAUGGGAAAGCUGUAUGGCAAUGACUUCAGCCAGACCACGAUCUCGCGAUUUGAAGCCCUCAAUCUGAGCUUCAAGAACAUGUGCAAGCUCAAGCCACUGCUGGAGAAGUGGCUGAGUGAUGCAGAAUCUUCUCCAUCAGACCCCUCGGUGAGCACUCCAAGCUCCUACCCCAUCCUCAAUGAAGUGUUUGGUAGGAAGAGGAAGAAGCGCACCAGCAUUGAGACCAACAUUCGCCUGACUCUGGAGAAAAGAUUUCAAGAUAACCCCAAACCUAGCUCAGAGGAGAUAUCCAUGAUUGCAGAGCAGUUGUCCAUGGAGAAGGAGGUGGUAAGGGUCUGGUUCUGCAACCGACGCCAAAAGGAGAAGCGAAUCAACUGUCCUGUCACUGCACCCAUUAAAUCACCCAUCUAUACUUCCCGUCUGGUCUCUCCCUCUGCAUCUCUGGGCCCCCUCUCCAUCCCUCCUGUCCAUAACACCGUGCCUGGAACAGUAACAUCACCCUGUUCCCCUGGGAACAACAGCAGGCCUUCGUCUCCUAGCUCAGGACUUCAUGCAAGCAGCCCCACUGCACCUCAAAAUAACUCCAAAGCAACAGUGAACUCCUCCACUUUUAACUCUUCAGGAUCUUGGUAUCGAUGGAAUCAUCCCACCUACCUCCACUGAGACCACAAAGUUUCUCCUAUUCCACUUGGCCCUGUAUUCCCCAUUGGAAGAAAGGGACUCAUCUCUUCUCUGUAUGAACAGAUUACUCUCAGAAGAGCAGAGGAGAAUCCCCUCUAUCACUUAACCUAAAUUCUUGCCUUCUUAAUGAGCAAGGGCCUCUGGAGAUUUAAACUGUGAUUGAACCAUGUGUUGACUUCUAGCAUUAUUGAAAUAUAUACCAAUGCUAGAAUUUGAACUUCCUUGCCUGUGCCUCACCUCCAACCUCUAGUUCUAAAUAUUUUGGACAGCAUCACUGUGGCAGUGAUUUUUCAGAGAAAGGAUACCUUGCCAUUAUUCUCCAACCCAUUCUAGGGACAGCCAUUUGCCUGGCGUGCCAAACUAUCAAAAAGAGACAUAAUGGUUUUAACUCUGACUUUAGCUAUAAUCUCUGAACUAAUUCUAAAAUCUGUGAAAAGACUUGAAUUUGAUGUCUCCACCAAAGCCUUGAUGUUUUCCCUGUUCAGCCAAGUUUUCUGACUAAAACUUCUUUUGCCCAAUUUUCUCUUUAGCACUGCCCCCUUUUCUAGAACCAACUCCAUUCAUGAUUUUGUUCUCCAGGUUCCCUCCUCUUUACAGAAGGCUGAGUUCCUCAGUCCUCUGGGCAUAUUUCUGUACCUAUAGAUGCUCUUCCGUCUGUUACACCUGUCACAGAGUUAAGGAGCAAUUGUUCACUCUCACCUUCCCUGUGUUUUUCCUUAUCUUAUUCUCUCUCCCUUAUCCUGGCUGUAGAAGGAAGAACACAAAAACAAACACGCAACAGUUAUGCUGGCAAAAAAACCUAUAUACAGCCCUUUCCUCUUUUUGCACUUUCUUCUUCUUUCCUUAAUGUGGAAUUUUCCAGCAAAAUGUUUAACUCAGGUGUGAAUUUUGAACAUGGCUGUAAUAUUUUAUCUUCCUUUUAAAAAAGAAGAGAAAUGAAAAAUACCAAAGUCUGAAAUACUAUGCUGACUCCCACAAGAAUUCCCACAUAGGCUAGGAAUCCUUGUUAACUUCCUGGAAAUGUUAUUUUAAGCCUCCUUUGUGAGCCAGUGUGUUGAAAUGUAACAUGAAGCCAUUCUAGAAAUGAUAACUUAAAGAAAAGCUGCAUAUCCAAAGAAAUGUUGAGAUUCAAAGGAAUCGCAUUGUUCCUAAAUAAAUUUGUAUAGUGCUAAUAUACACUA
Molecule: messenger RNA, 2813 nt
Organism: Phyllostomus hastatus (greater spear-nosed bat)
Lineage: Eukaryota; Metazoa; Chordata; Mammalia; Chiroptera; Phyllostomidae
Gene: POU2F3
Product: POU class 2 homeobox 3
Exons: 14
Coding region: 538-1614 (358 amino acids)
Biological process (GO): regulation of transcription by RNA polymerase II
Cellular component (GO): nucleus
Molecular function (GO): DNA-binding transcription factor activity, RNA polymerase II-specific; RNA polymerase II cis-regulatory region sequence-specific DNA binding
Source: RefSeq, a predicted model, not a curated record